AAUGCUACGAAGCACCGCAUCAUAAAAAUUAAAAUGACAAUUUACAACCUGUAUAUUUUUGAUAGGAACGGAACAUGUUUACAUUAUGGAGAAUGGAACAGGAAAAAACAAUCGGGCAUGUCAAAAGAUGAAGAGUUCAAACUGAUGUAUGGAAUGUUGUUUUCAGUGAAGUCAUUUGUUAGCAGGAUAAGUCCAACAGAUAUUAAAGAUGGAUUCCUGAACUUCAAGACGAACAAAUACAAGCUCCAUUUAUAUGAGACAGCCAGUGGUUUAAAGAUUGUGAUUAACACAGACCUAGGUGUUGGCAGUAUCACGGAUGUUUUACAUGAUAUAUAUAAAAAUAUAUAUGUAGAAUAUGUGGUGAGGAAUCCUGUAUGUGACUUGAGUCAGCCGAUUGAGAGCGAAAUUUUUAAAACGAAACUAGAUGAAUACAUUCGUGCAUUAAGUAUAUUUGCUACAAGAGUGUCGUAGUUGAACCAGUCAGUAACAUUUUGGGAACAUAUGUGUAAAAAGAAAUUCAGAAAAGUUAUAGAAAAGGAAAGCCUUAAAAGUGAUUAAAUGAGUGGACUGUAAUUUACUAAAAGCGUUCAGAAUAUGAUUUCAGUGCCAAGGAGUAAAUGGAACAAUCUGAGUGUGAAAGUGACUUCUAUUGCUGACAAGUUAUUAGGCUUUGACCAUAUGAUUGUAGUUUUUUAGCUCACCUGAGCUAUUGUGAUCAUGCUGUGUCCGUCUAGUCAUCCAUCCGUCUUCAACAGUUGUGUUUAAACAACAUCUCUUCCACUCCUCCAAAACCACUGAAAGGAUUUUGAUGAAGUUGGCGUGGAUGUUCCUUUGAUGGUCCUCUACCAAAGUUGUUCAAACAGUUCCGCCUGGUUGAUAUAAGGGGCGCUAGAGCAAAUUUUGGUAGAAAAAUCUUCAAACAACAUCUCCUAAACCGAUGGUCCAAUUUCGAAAUAAUUUCACACAAAUGGUCCUUAUGUCAUUCUCUACCAGGAUUGUUCAAAAUAUACCUAUUGUCUGCCAGGGGGCAUGGUCACUUUUCCCAGUAUGUAUAUAGUGAAAAUUUGAAAAAUCCUCUCAUGUGAGACUGCUGGACUGAUUUUAAGAUAAUUUUACACAAAUGGUCCUUGUGUGACCCUUUAUGAAGAUUGUUCAAAUUAUUACAAUUGAUUAAAAUACAUGGCUGCAUGGGGGCGUGGUCACUUUCCCUAUAUGUUAAUAAUAAUAUAGUAAAAAACCUUGUAUAAAACUGGUAGCCCAAUAUUAAAAUAGUAUCACACAAAUGGUCCUUGUAGCAACCACAACUGAUUUUUCUAAGUAGCUUAACCAGUGUUAUAAUAACAUAUUCAUAUUCUGUUUAAUUAAAUAAACAGAACUCUUUUUCUUAAUUUUUGAAAUGUCUUUAAAAAUAAAAAAAGUUAAUAUGAAGAUUUGAAAUUUCUUAAAUUGUCAUUUUUUCGGGAUUUUUUCCUCUAUAUAAAUAAUAAGGAACAGAUUCAUAGUCCCGGACCGUUAAAACUCUGAAGUUUACAUUAAUAUUUGGUCUUUCACUCAUUUUAAAAGAUAAUUAGCUGAAAUUCAUACUCUCACUGUUUUUUCACAAGACAUCAUGUAUAGGAAGGUCCUGUCACGUGAUCAUCUAUCGUCACGUGACAUCAGUCCACCCUGAUGAAGGUUCCAAGAUGGAGCCGAAAGCUAGGCAAAGCUCAACAAAAAGUCUCAGAUAUGUAACUAUCAUCACUUAUCUACAAAUGGCUGAGACAGGAAUCAAUCUACAUUCCAAAUCAUGUAUAGGACAAGGAAUGUAAAACAAACAAUAUUAAAAUUAAAUCUAUCAUUUUAAUAAAGAAAUUAAAUGUAUUAUUUUAAUAAAGAAAAUAUUUCAAUAUGAAAUAAAGUUUGACAUUUCAAUAUGAAGUAAUGUGUGACAUUUCAAUAUGAAAUAAUGAUGACAUUUCAGUUUGAAAUAAAGUCAAGAAAUUCAAGACUUGUACAGUAGCAUUAACAAUAAUCUUGAAACUGGUACACAUAAUGAAUAAAUGGUUUAGCAUGAAUACCAUUGUAAUCUGACUAUAAGAUAUAUCACAGACUAGUAAAAUUAAAAAAAGCAUGGUAUGAAAUUUGCUGUAAACAUCAGUAAUAUCAUUAUGCUCCUUGACAUACCACUGGCGACCUGAACUGAUACAGUCUGGAAUGAAUUGUGUGCACAACACAAACUGUUUAUUCACAACUUGUCGGUCAUCCCUGGAUGGCCAUUGAUAGUACCCAUAUUUUCUGAAAGGUGCCAUGAACUUUACAAUUAUUGUAGUGUCAUCCACAAGUUUUUCUACUACACCAGGAUACCAAUUGUCUUGAUAAGCUAUAGCAACAUACUCAUUGACACACAACUGUUCAUCUACCACAAAAUAAUUUUUUUGCUUUUUGUUAUCUUUUCUUUCAUCUGUGUUGACUUUGUGUUUCUUUCCUUUGCUUUCCUGUCAUAUUUUCAUGUAUUUCAGUGAGCACAUUUUUUUCAUGUUCACGAUGUUUCUGUCUUAAUAUUUUCUCCCCCUUUACGCUCUGAUGUCAGAAGGUCUGUUUUUUGCGAACUGUCACUAAUCCACCUCAUUGUGUUUGCACCAUGCAAGUAGUGAACAUCAUUUUCAUUUCCCCCGUAAUCUCUCAACAUUGUAUCUCGCCAUUCAUCCAGUAACUGAUCUGCACGCUUUUCAUUGGAUGCCCUAUCACUCAUAGUAAAUGCAAGUUUUUGAAUAGUCCCAACUAAAUAAUCUAGGUUUUGCUUAGUUGCACACAAUUCAUUUAGUUGUUGUUCUGUGACUUUUUGAAUGAUGUCGGCUGUUUCUCACGUUACACGAGUGAAUCCCAAACUGAUGUUGUCACCGGAGGCAAGUGUUACCGCUGUAUCAACAACUUUUAGCUUGACUAUUUGAAGAAUAGGGGAGCUAUCCUACUCGCCCCGGCAUCUGCGUGAGCGGGAGCGUCACACAAAUGUUAAAGUUUGCGUACCACCCCAAAUAUUUUCAAAGUCCAUUGAGAUAUUACUUUGAUAUUUUGCAUACUUGUUUACCAUCAUGGCCCCAGUCUGUAAAAGGAGGAGGCAACUCUAUCGAGCAUUUUGACUGAAUUAUGGCCCCUUUUCGACUUAGAAUAUGCUUAUUGUAAUGUUAAAAUUUUACUCAUAGCUUAUAUUAUACUAUCAAGCACUGAGAAUAGUCGAGCACGCUGUCCACUGACAGCUCUUGUUUGUUUUCUUCUUCUUGUUCCUCUUAUUGUUCCAGCCCGCCCGCUUAGCUCAGUAGGUAAGAGCGUUGGUCUACGGAUCGCGGGGUCGCGAGUUUGAUCCUCGGGCGGGGCACAAUGUUCUCCGUGACUAAUUGAUAAACGACAUUGUGUCUGAAAUCAUUAGUCCUCCACCUCUGAUUCAUGUGGGGAAGUUGGCAGUUACUUGCGGAGAACAGGUUUGUACUGGUACAGAAUCCAGGAACACUGGUUGGGUGAACUGCCCGCUGUUACAUGACUGAAAUACUGUUGAAAAACAGCGUUAAACCCAAAACAAACAAACAAAAUCUUGUUGUUCCAUCACGACCAAGUCCCCAGUUUGUGGCCUUUUCCAUUUUAUCAGCAGUGUAAGCCUUCACUAAAUUACGUCCCUCAUUGACUAUAGUUUGUGAUGUUGUAGCGUUUGGUCAUUCAUCUUUUGUAAAUUCUUUUCCAAAUAUGUGCUUUGAAACAACGUACCUGAAGAACAGAAGACAUUUUUUCUACCGCAACCUCAAGACCUGCCAACUGCAUUUUGCACAAAUGAAUAUUGUCAAAGUAAACAUGUUCAUUUUUGGUCUGAAUAUUCAAAUUUUCUAAUUCAUUAAUUUCCUCCUCAAGUUCAAUAAUAGUGCUUUCCUUUUCGGCAAGCUGAAGUUUGAUUUUUUUAUUCUUUUUAAUUUCUUCCUCUAAAAUACUGCUGCACUCGCAACUAUCAAGAGCCUGUGUGUGUAACUGGUUCACUUCUCCUCUUAAAUAACUGUUCGCUUUUUGAAGUGCAACUUUCUUUUUCCUCUCUGCCUCGCAUUUUCAGUCAGAGUUUCUACUUUUUUUUUCAGAUCCGCAUAUUCUUGUUGAAAAUUGAUGAAAUCUAAUUUAUAAUGCUUUUGUAUUUUGAUAAUCUUAUCUUGUUUAAUUAUCUUUCUGUGUGCAUCUCUUAGUGCGUGUAAAUUCUUCCUUGCCGUUUCAUUGCGUUUAUUCAUGUUUAUCACAGAAUAGUGUCCCUUAGCACUGGUAACAUUUUCUAAUUCAGAUUUUUUUCCUGACACUUUAUUUGAGGGUUGGACUAGUUUACGCUUUUGUACUCUAACUUUGUAUGUCAGCAGAUUUAGGUUUUUAACAUCAGUCUCAUUUUCUGUCUGAACUUAAUUCUUUUGAAAGUUUUGAAAGGGGACUUUUAACUGAUACUACAACAUGGGUUGACAUAAUUUCUUCCUGGCUUAUUUAAGUUCCAUUUUCAUGCCCAGUUUGUUCUGGAAUACCACCUAUUUUUUUGUUGAUUCUUUGGACUGGUGCACAAAUUUGCUUUGCUAGCAGCUCUUUCACAUUUUUCACACCUUUCACUUUCUUUUUUGAGGUGAGUUUUUUUUUUCUGAUCUUUAACAGUAUCGAGUUUACUUGUCAAUGCCGACAGAUUUACCACUGAUGCAAAAUUUUUGUCAAUUUGCGACAACAGUUCCAGUAAUUUCUGAAGAGACCAGUCCCUCUCGUUAGCAGAUUUUUCAAGUUCCAACACUAAUCCAUUUGUUACUAACCCUAAAGGUGGUGCUUAACCUUUGUCUAAAGAUGUUUCAGAUAUUCCAGCAGCCUGGCAAAAUGGCCCAAGGCCGGUCAUGACUCCAGAUGUAAUUCUGAAAUACAAAGUGUAAACUGCUUCAAUUUAAACCGGAAUCGCCUGUCCCGUCGUCCGUCCCGCAAGGCGGUCGCCUAGGGAACCCCAGUCGGGUGGCUCCUGGAGGGGAACCGGUACCCCACUGCUCAGACUGUUUAUUAUUUUACAUUUCAAAUGAUUGUCUAAACAAAAAUAGUACAUAAUAAUCAUUAGGCAUGUACUAUCUAUGAACAAUUUCUUUUGAACUGAAAUUUUCAUUUAUUUCGUACACGAAGUACAAACAGGUUGAGUACAACACUCAUUGUGGGACCUUCUACAAAUACUGUUCAAGUUUUUUUGAUUCGUUAAAAAACAUGGCUGCCAGAGGGUGUGGUUACGUUUCAUCAACAACUUCUUUAAACAGCAUCUCCAAAGCCACUUGAAUGGAUUUUGAUGAAACUUUACACAAAUGAUCUCUGGGUAGCCCUGUUUCAAAAUUGUUAAAAUUGUUCCGGUUCCUUGAACAUCGGAUCUUUUUGGUUAAAAUAGGUUUCAGCUAUCAGACUUUAAAAAUCUUCUCAAGAGCUUUGAUAUUUGGAAUGUGAUAUAAGGGUGUGACUCUCUACCGUAUUUGUCCAUGUUAUUCCCCAAUGGUCAAAAAUGGCAAUGCCUCUCUGUGUGACAUGUACUUACUAUUUUGUUUUGUUUGCUUUGGGUUUAACACGUUUUUCAACAAUAUUUCAGUUGCGUAAUGGCGGGCAGUUAACCUAACCAGUGUUCCUGGAUUCUGUAUCAAUACAAACCUGUUCUCCGCAAGUAACUGCCAAGUUCCCUGCUUGAAUCAGAGGUGGAGAUGGAAUGAUUUCAUACACAAAGUCUUUCAUCAAAUUGUCAUGGAGAAAAUACGCCUUGCCUAGGGCUCAAUCUCGCGACCCAGAGGUCUGUAGAUCUGAGCUCUCCCUUUUGAGCUAAGCCUUGAUAUUUGGCAUGUGAUAGAGUUGUACUGUCUACCUUAAUUGUUUUAGUUAUUGCCCAAAGUUCAAAAAUGUGUGUGACAUGUAUAUAAUAUAGGCUAACAUAGCAGAAACCUAAUAUAUCAUUUCACAAACACACUUGAAGCCUUGCACAGGUGAGCACUUUAGGGUUGAUGAACCUCUUGUUUAGCUCUAUUAUUCAAAGAAUAUGUGCAGCUUUUGCAUUCACCAUUCAUCAGCAACCUGAUUUUGGUAAUAUUUUGUAUGUAAGCUGGUAUCUCAGUAACCACUUGUGGAAAUUUAUUCACUGUGAUGAACUGAGGUGCAUUGCACAGGUUCAAGUACUCUUUUUUUUUUUUUUUUUUUUUUUUUUCAUUUUUACAAAAUUAUGCCCCUUUUGGACUUUUGUAUUUUUACAGUUAACAAUUCAAGUGACAAGGCUGUAGAAUAGUUGAGCAUUUGUGUCCUCCCAUGGCUUUUGUUUUAGAAUAAUCUUUAUUUCAUGAUCUCCAGUGAAUAAUUGAAAUGUAAGAGCGAACUAUAUCUGGUAAUUCAGGAGUGAAAAAUGUCAAAUGUAUUUUUUACUGGUGAGGAACAAGGAAAAGACAUGAAAAGUUAAGAAAAUUUGUUUAUUUUAAAUGUAAGAUGUCAUAUCUUACACUGGUGAACGUAAGAACUAACAUUUUAACUUGAAGAAAAACUGAUGAAAAUUUCGUAUUGUGUUCAUUCAGUAAAAUAUCCGCUACACAUUUUACAAAUAAAAUCGUCAGAAGCCGACAAACUAAUCAACCUGUGUAUUUAUGUUGUAAAACGGUAUCUUCUGUGCCAGUGCAAAGAAAGUAAAACUUAAUGUGUUAUCUGUAGAUGGCCCCUAUUGUUUUUUGGGGUCAGUAGGUCAAAGUUCAAGUUGACUGGCAUAGAUCAAUAAGUGGAUAAAACAUAGACCUAAGGCCAUCUGAUUUCAUGUUUUGAUAGUUUGUGGUCUAUGGAUGACCAUUGUGGUCAAAGUUUCAUUAGGUCAAAGGUCAAGGUCACAGUAGCAUUGAUGCUGGAAACAGAUUUAUAAAUGGUGGAAGAACGCUGAGUUCAAAGGAAUCAGACUUUAUAGGACGGCAUAAGUUAAGUCAAUGGUUCUAAUGCCACAGUUGCAACACUCAUGAUUUUUAAAAAAUACAUGCUUAAUUAGAUCUACCUAUAAUAAUUAUAUGUAUUGUCUGAUUUACUUUAUCCAACAAGCAGAAAACUUAACCCUUACCCAGCUAAAUUUCUAUAAUGAACUUGUCUAUCUUCCAAUUUGGAAGUACCAUUAGCUGUUAAAAGGGGUGCUUAGCAAAAAAAAUACUGACUGAAUUGUGAACAGUGCAGAUCAUGAUCAGACUGCACGGAUGUGCAGGUUGAUCAUGAUCUUCUCUGGUCACAAAGGCAGAACCAAUCGUGUCUAGCAUGGUAAAGGUUUAGAACCUAUCAUAUACAGAAAAAUGCAUGACAUAAGACAGUUUAUUUUAUGAUUUUAUGAUAUUUUUUUUUAUCAUAUCUCUCACUUGCAUUUUCACAUGCAAUUUUAGAUGACAAGGCUGGUUAAAUUGAUUGCAAUAAACUUUUACUGUUAGAAUGUAUUUAUUACAUUGAUUCAUACCUUUUUAUGUAAUGAUGUUAUUAACGAUGUGAAAUGAAUUAAAAACAUGUAAAACUUA
Messenger RNA from Mercenaria mercenaria, 7517 nucleotides. RefSeq names its product trafficking protein particle complex subunit 1-like. Gene Ontology annotation, biological process: endoplasmic reticulum to Golgi vesicle-mediated transport. The transcript is spliced from 4 exons. The record is from RefSeq and is a predicted model, not a curated record. NCBI's taxonomy places the organism in Eukaryota, Metazoa, Mollusca, Bivalvia, Venerida, Veneridae. Gene Ontology annotation, cellular component: TRAPP complex. The coding region runs from base 34 to 471 and encodes 145 amino acids.